This is a messenger RNA of Racocetra persica, 302 nucleotides long. The record is from the annotation of a GenBank genome assembly. NCBI's taxonomy places the organism in Eukaryota, Fungi, Glomeromycota, Glomeromycetes, Diversisporales, Gigasporaceae.
GAGAUAAUUUGUUAAAUAAAUAUCAAAAACUACUUACUUAUUAUAGUUUCGAAGAUAAUUUAUUGAAAGAUUUAAAAGAAAAUUGUGAGAGAAUAAAAAAAGGUGAAGAAGAAUUUGCUGAUACUACUGCUCACGAAGCUGCUCAUGUGCCAACUUGGUAUGAAGUUCCUCCUCCUGAUGGAGAAUUCUCAGACUUCAUUAAUCAACCCUCUUCUAAGGCUAGGUUUAGUGUAAACGAAGAAAUACCUAAUCCUAAAUCUUAUUAUCAAUUGGAAUAUGGAUUUGACCCCAAUGAAGACUAA